Quercus lobata is the source of this 765-nucleotide messenger RNA. RefSeq lists its product as uncharacterized. Bases 1 to 765 code for a protein of 254 amino acids. Gene Ontology annotation, biological process: DNA integration. Lineage: Eukaryota; Viridiplantae; Streptophyta; Magnoliopsida; Fagales; Fagaceae. The record is from RefSeq and is a predicted model, not a curated record. The transcript has 2 exons. Gene Ontology annotation, molecular function: nucleic acid binding.
AUGGGGGCAGAUGAGUUGGAGAAACAUUCAUCAUCAGAAGCAGAACUGACAAGUAUAGACCUGAAGGUUGAAGUCCAAAGACGCCCCGGCGUUGAAGAAGUCCAUACCUUCAUCGUCCAGAGUGGAAGCAGCUGGAUGACCCCAAUUCUAUCCUUCCUCCAAGACGGACGGCUCCCACAGGACGUCAAAGAAGCAACAAAGGUAAGGAAGAUGGCAGCAAGGUUCACGAUCUUGAACUGUACCCUAUACAAGAGAGGCUUCUCCAUGCCUUACUUGAAGUGCGUUGACGAAAAAGAAGCCAAAUAUAUUAAGGAAGAGAUUCAUGAAGGGGUUUGUGGAGACCAUGCUAGCCCUAGAUCCUUGGUAAGAAAAGUUAUCAGAAUAGAGGCAUUAUCAAGGAUUCCACGGAUGAUCAUAUCAGAUAAUGGGCGACAGUUCGACAGUCAAGGUUUCAAGGAUUUUUGCUCAAGUCUAGGGAUCAAGAACCAGUUCUCAUCCCCAAGAAACCCACAAGCGAAUGGACAAACGGAGGAUGUGACUAAUCGAACACUACUCAAGAUCAUUAAAGCUAGGUUGGAUGACGCUAACGGAGCCUGGCUGGAGGAAUUGCCCAAUGUCUUAUGGGCUUACAGGACUACAACAAGAACCCCGACAGGAGAAACCCCCUUCAGACUCACUUAUGGCACCGAGGCAGUAAUCCCGGUCGAGAUGGGAAUAACCAGCAUCAGGCGAGAGACGUUCCAUGAAGAAAGCAAUGACGAUUAA